Messenger RNA from Nymphalis io (European peacock), 1815 nucleotides. RefSeq names its product L-threonine ammonia-lyase. Gene Ontology annotation, molecular function: L-serine ammonia-lyase activity; threonine deaminase activity. Gene Ontology annotation, biological process: L-threonine catabolic process; L-serine catabolic process. Lineage: Eukaryota; Metazoa; Arthropoda; Insecta; Lepidoptera; Nymphalidae. The transcript is spliced from 9 exons. The record is from RefSeq and is a predicted model, not a curated record. The coding region runs from base 115 to 1455 and encodes 446 amino acids.
UAACAGUCUAAUUCCCGGCGAAAGGUGCUGUAAUUCUUAGUUUAAACUUGGUCGCGUAAGAGUAAGCGCGUUCUUUGAUUUAAACUUAAUUUGAUACUUAUAAAAAAAUACAAUAUGGAGCUUUAUGAAAACAGAAGUUCAACCGUUGAGUUUGAUCCCAUGUGUGAUAAAGAGAACCCUCAAAGGAUAUCAUUUGAGGAUGUAUCGGCUGCUGCAUUCAGAAUUCAAAGUGGAAUUACUAAAACGCCAUGCGUGAAAUCUCACAUGUCCUCGGUAUACGGUAUGGACAUUUAUCUCAAGAAUGAUUUCCUACAAUACACUGGAAGUUUCAAAGAGAGAGGAGCACGAAACGCAUUGCUUCUUCUUUCACCGGAGGCCAAGGAACGAGGUGUAAUAUCGGCAUCAUUGGGAAACCAUUCCCAGGGUCUCAGUUACCACGCACAGCAACUAAAUAUACCGACCACUGUGGUCAUGCCCAACGUAGCUCCAAUCAUGAAGAUAGAGAACUGUAGGUCAUAUGGAGCAAACGUAAUCAUACAUGGCCAUGAUAUGAAAGAAGCGAAAUACUACGCCAUGAUGUUGGCUAAAGAAAAAGGGCUCGUAUAUAUUAACGGUUACGAUCAUCCUCAUAUUAUGGCUGGGCAAGGGACUGUCGGCUUAGAAAUAUUGGAGCAAGUUCCAGACAUCGACGCAGUGCUGGUACCAGUAGGAGGAGGUGGACUUCUGGCAGGUGUAGCGACUGCAGUCAAACAUCUUAAGCCACAUGUUCUUAUUUAUGGUGUAGAAACUGAAAAAUGUCCGAGCAUGGAGGUUGCUUUAAAUAAUAAAGAACCAGUGAGUGUAGAAAUUCGUUCAACAUUAGCAGACGGUCUUGCAGUGUCUACAGUUGGGUACAAUGCUUUUGUAACCGUCGAGCCACUUAUUGAUAGAAUGAUAACUGUGCACGAGGAUUGGAUUGCUCGUGCUAUUCUGCGGCUUGCGGAACAAGAAAAGUACGUGGUGGAGGGCGGUGGUGCAGUCGGAGUCGCGGCCAUUAUGGCAGGCCACGUGCCGGAGUUGGCUGGCAAAAAAGUAGUAUGUAUCUUAUCUGGUGGUAACAUUGACACGACGAUCCUCGGACGUUGUUUGGAACGAGGUCUUGCAGCAGAACAACGUCUCGUCAAAUUUAAAGUGACUGUGAGUGAUCGUCCCGGUGGUAUCGCGGAACUCUGCAAGCUCAUUGCAUCUAUUGGCGUCUCCAUCAAGGACAUAAUACAAGAACGCGCUUGGGUCUAUGGAGACAUAUUUAGUGUUCGGGUUAAAGUAGUGUGUGAAACUCGAGGUCCAGAACACAUGAAUCAACUCCGAACAUUGAUCACUAACACUUAUAAAGAAUGGUACUUCUCUCGGGAGCCGGAAGAAUUGUCAAGCAAUCGCAGACCGAGCACAGACUCCCUGGAUGAUGUUUCAAAAUAAUUUUCACAUAAAAAAUAAAAAUAAUUAAUAUUUAUCUUGUCAUAAAUAUUAAUUAUUAUUAUCUUAAUUAAGGUUUCCCAUUGGGAUCUUAAAGUAUUACUAUAUAUAAUAGAUAGUAUCGCUUGUGAUGAUAUUAUUCAUCUAUAAGGACGAUUUUUGAACUUUUUCUAGGUGUUUUAACAUUAAGGGUACCUUUCAUAUUACAAAGUUUUAUUUCAAUUAUUUUAUAAUAAAUACGAAAAUUUCAAAUAAUGUAUAUAAUGAAUAUAUAGGUGUUACAAUAGAUAAUAUAUGCAACAUUCGAUUCCAUAGAUUAAAAUCGAAAUAUAUUAUUAUACAUAACCCAUCAAAUAUUGCUUU